Aspergillus versicolor CBS 583.65 is the source of this 4308-nucleotide messenger RNA. Its product is annotated as ubiquitin-ubiquitin ligase UFD2. The annotation marks the transcript as partial. Gene Ontology annotation, biological process: protein polyubiquitination; lipid metabolic process. The transcript has 7 exons. NCBI's taxonomy places the organism in Eukaryota, Fungi, Ascomycota, Eurotiomycetes, Eurotiales, Aspergillaceae. Gene Ontology annotation, cellular component: ubiquitin ligase complex; cytoplasm; nucleus. Gene Ontology annotation, molecular function: oxidoreductase activity, acting on the CH-CH group of donors; ubiquitin-ubiquitin ligase activity. The record is from RefSeq and is a predicted model, not a curated record.
AUCCGCAAUAAGCGUCUAGCUAAGCUCGCGAACUCCUCGCCAUCGGCGGAAACAAGCACUGAGCAGUCAUCCGCUCCCUCUACCCCUCAAGUCCCGGAGGCACCAUCGCAAUCACAGCCCAACAAAAGCACCACACCGUCCACAUCAAAACCAGAACAAGAAGAAUCAGAAGGGAAACGGAUCAAGAUAACGCCCGACGCCUCAUCACCUGCCCAGCAACCGCAAUCUAUAACCCCCGUCUCAAACACCCCGCCUCCCGCAAAAGCUCAAGACACUCUAGAAGCUUUCGAGGACCGGACAUUAAGCGCAGUGUUUAAACUCACAUUGGACGAGAAUCGAACGAAGGAUAUCCACGGGCAGAGAUUGACAUUUAUUCCUGGUGUGCGGGGUGAAUUACAGGACCAGAACCGGGGACUGCGGAUUGAUACCUCUGUUCUAGACCAGGCUCUUUUAGAGGCAGCAUCUAGUCAGCCAGAUGGGAAGCCUUUAGACUACCUGUUGCCAUGCUGGAAGCGGGUAUCGAGGCUGCACAAGGGGUUUCGGAAGGCCCGCGCCGAUGACCCCAAGUUCGAAGUGAUAUGUGAGGCUCGGCGCUUGUGUAUGAGCUACUCUGUGUUUGCUCUUACUAUGCCGGAGAUGUUUGGAGUUGAUCCAUCGGGACGGUCGCCUCUCAAACCCUAUCUCCUUCUAGACCCCGAAGAUGACAAGGGAGUUGAUCUUGAUUUCUUAAGCGAAUCUGUCAAGCGAUUUGAAGAGGAUGAUUCCAUCAAGCCUGCCUUUAUUGCAGCUGUUGAGGAAUUGAGUAGGGAACUUUCCUCGUUGGGGAUUGGCGACGACUACAAGCCAUAUGUAACGGUAUGUUUGCACCAGGCAUUGCGAAACCUUGUUCGGCACUCUGCCAUUGCUUCGGCCAUUACUGAGUCGCCUAUCUUCAAUGAGUCACGAGAUCCUGCCUCGUUUGAGAAGGAGACUCUUCUUGGACCGUGGUUUCGCCUAUCCCCCCUUCAAGGUAGCGCUACGAUGUCGUUUUUCUCGAGUCCCAAGACAAGGGACCAAGGUUACAUCUUGAACGCACAGCGAUCAAUCCGUAUGGUACAGGAAUUGCUUAGCUCUGAUCAUCUCGAUAUAGUCAACCAUAUGAUUCGAGCUUCGACAGAUGCAAGAAACAGAGUUCUCGACUGGUUUGGAACUGCUUUGAAUAUUAACCACAAACGGCGGGCAAUGCAGGUAGACCCAAAUACCGUAUCUUCUGAUGGCUUUAUGUUCAACCUUACCACAUGUAUGGACCACCUCUGCCAACCAUUUAUGGAUGCGAAUUUCACCAAGAUCGACAGGAUCGAUAUUGAGUAUCUACAUCGAAACCCUCGGGUUGACAUGAAAGAUGAGACUAAAAUAAAUGCCGACCAACAUGCUUCCGAUGCAUUUUAUGCAAAGCAGUCCGAAGGCACAUCGAAUUUCAUUACUGAAAUAUUCUUCCUGACGGUUGCUGCCCAUCAUUAUGGUAGCGAAUCCCUGACUUCUAAACUAGAAACGCUUGAGAAAGACCUGAGACACAUGGAAACUACCCUUGCUAAACUCGAGGCGGAGCGACAUAAAUGGUCGAGUAACCCGGUCCAGCUUAGGCUUUUUGAAACACAUUUGAAGAGGUUCAAGGACAAAGUGGACAUGGGCCUGGCUUUGAAGUACAGUCUUCAAGGUGUGCUGUUUGACGAUCAAUGGCAGUUUCGGUCUAUGACAUUCAUGCGUUAUGUUGUUGUUUGGCUGCUUAGGGUAGUUUCUGGCAAAAACUUCCCUAAAGAACAACUAACUUUGCCUCUUCCGCAAAAUCCUCCUGAAGUUUUCAAAUGUCUUCCUGAAUAUUUUCUGGAUGAUAUUGUCAGCAAUUUCAAAUUCAUCAUGUGGUGUAUGCCGCAGAUCAUUACCGCCACACAAGGUGAUGAGCUGGUUAUGCUUUGCAUCGCCUUUUUGGAGAGUUCGGAGUACAUCAAAAACCCUUACCUGAAGGCUGGCCUCGUUUCGAUCCUGUACCGAGGGACAUGGCCUCGCCCUGGUGGUGCUACGGGUGUCCUGGUUGACCUGUUGAACUCCAUGCCUUUUGCUAAUGAAUACUUGUUACACGCUUGUAUGAAGUUCUACAUUGAGGCCGAACACACGGGUGCCCACACCCAAUUCUAUGACAAAUUCAACAUUCGGUACGAGAUCUUCCAGAUUAUCAAAUGCGUCUGGCCAAAUACGCUCUACCGAGCAAAGCUUCUCAACCAAGCCAACCACCACCUGGAUUUCUUCGUUCAGUUUGUCAACCUACUCCUCAACGAUGUCACCUAUGUGCUCGACGAAUCGUUCGGUAGCUUCAAGACGAUCUACAACACACAGCUGGAGCUACGCACCGAAGGAGCUAACAUGGACCCUACCGUGCGCCAGGAGAAGGAGGAGCUUGUCUCACAGGCGCAACGCAGUGCCAAGUCGUACAUGCAGUUGACCAACGAGACCAUGGCCAUGCUUAAACUGUUCACGGAAGCCCUAGCAGAUGCUUUCACCAUGCCAGAAAUUGUCCAAAGACUGGCGGACAUGCUUGACUAUAACCUGGAUGCCAUGGUUGGACCCAAGAGUUCUAACCUGCGAGUCGAAAACUUGCAUGAAUACGGGUUCCGACCACGAGCUCUUUUGAGUGAGAUAGUGGAUGUGUACCUGAACUUGAUGGGCAAGCAAAAUUUUAUCGUCGCUGUUGCUCGAGAUGGGCGCUCUUACAAGCCCGCCAAUUUCGAAAAGGCUGCAGAGAUCCUGCGCAAGUGGUCUCUCAAAUCUCCCGAGGAGCUCAACCGUUGGGACCGACUCCUAUUGAAAGCCAAGCAGGCCAAGGAGGAAGACGAACAGGCAGAAGAGGAUCUUGGAGAGAUUCCAGACGAAUUCCUUGAUCCACUAAUGUACACCUUGAUGGAGGACCCCGUGAUUCUUCCUGCAUCGAGGAUGUCCCUUGACCGCUCUACCAUCCGUUCUCAUCUACUGAGCGAUCCACACGACCCUUUCAACCGAGUACCAUUGAAGAUGGAGGACGUUUUGCCUGAUACCGAGCUCAAGGCGAAGAUCGAGGACUUCAAGCGGCGAAAGAUUGCAGAGCGGCGAGGAGGACAGGGCCAGUCUUUGCAUAAGACAAUGGGCACAACACUUUCAUCCACCCUCAAUUCCCUACCCCCUCCGCAAGACUUCUUUCCUCCCACUCCUGAGGCAUAUGUAACUCUGCUCAACAUCUUCCAAUUCUUCCCUCUAUUCACAAUUAUCCAAUGGCUCACCUCCUGGCAUGGCGCGGGGAAAACUUCCUCCAAGAAUUCAUACUUCAAUAUCCCAGGGCGAAUUGCCUGGUUCGCCAUGGAGAUAGCAGGGCCUAUCAACCUGCUCUACAUUCUCUACCACCUCCCAGCCAAACUUAGCAUCCGAACCCUCCCCCUCCCAAACAAGCUAGUGGCUUCUCUCUAUCUCCUUCACUAUGUUAACAGGGCCAUUAUCUCACCAUUCGUCUCAGCGCCAAGCAUGUCGCCUAUUCAUGCCUUUGUUGCUAUCGCAGCCAUAUUCUUCAACUGGUUCAACUCCUCGUGCUUGGCUUGCUGGCUGGUGGGAUAUAACGUUACCACGAUCCCCGGAUACUACCCGCUCUCACAGGCCUCAAUCACAACGCCAGAGAAGGCCCUCGAAGAAAGUCUCGCCAGCACAGCAGGCACUUCCCUCCUCCUCCCAGUCACCGGCCUAGUUCUCUUCCUCGGCGGCAUGGCAGGAAACAUCUACGCAGAGCGAACUCUCUUCCGCCUCCGCCGCGAGCAAGCAGACACCAAACAGACCAGCAAAGACAACGAGACGUCAGACCUAGCAGACUCCGAUUAUUUCGCCAAGAAAAAGAACAAAUACCACAAAGUCUACGUCAUACCACCCUCCACCGGCCUUUUCAGCUCAAUCCUGUACCCGCACUAUGUCUGCGAGUGGAUCGAAUGGACCGGCUUUGCACUCGUAGGCACAACCGUCUUUCCAGCGCUCACCCCGCCAUCCAUAAUUCCCGACGUACUGAGCACGAGUACAGCUGGUGCGAUAACAGGUGGGCCGGCGCUCCGUCUUGCGCCCUGGCUGGUUCCUGCUGUGUGGCUUGCGGGAAAACUGAGGGUUCCCGUCUUGCCGUUGCCAGCGAUAGUGUUUGUUGUGAAUGCGGUUACGAAUAUGUUGCCGCAUGCGCGGUGGGGGAGGAAGUGGUAUGUCGAGAGGUUUGGGGAGGAGGAUGUUGGUGGACGAGGGGCGGUUGUGCCGUUUGUUUCUUGGAUGUAG